Molecule: messenger RNA, 610 nt
Organism: Priapulus caudatus
Lineage: Eukaryota; Metazoa; Priapulida; Priapulimorpha; Priapulimorphida; Priapulidae
Product: MFS-type transporter SLC18B1-like
Exons: 4
Coding region: 51-377 (108 amino acids)
Biological process (GO): transmembrane transport
Molecular function (GO): transmembrane transporter activity
Source: RefSeq, a predicted model, not a curated record
UUUUACAAGGUACUGCCAUCGGGGGACAGCUUGUACCUAGUCUUCUGGAUAUGCUCAAGACAGCGAAGCAACAUGGAUUUCCUGACGACUACACUACAUACGCACUAGUCUCGGGCAUUUUUAACGCAUUUUUUGCACUCGGUGCAUUCAUUGGGCCGACCAUAGGCGGGAUCAUGGAUGACUAUAUGGGAUUUGAAUGGGCAGCGUUUGUAGUGGGGAUGAUAGAGUUAGCAUGUUUUCUACUGCUGCUGGUGUAUUGCAUAAGAAAUUACAAGGUAGAAAUCAAGGGCGAAACGCCUCUCGUCGAAUUCUUAGACAGUUCAGCAGAUGAGCGGAAACCUUUGCUCACCAAAAAUCCUACGUCGGAAUUCUUCUAAGGACCCAUCAGAGUAGAUAGAAAGACAGCGGAUGCCUACUACAGAGGAAAAUGUUUUGAUGGCCAAUAAAAUUAUAUCUCGUCGUAAUGAAAGGCUUGGUUAGGCAGCCUCCGUCACAAUUCCCAUUUAUGCGCUAUAUGAAAUACAAUUGUGGUCACAGUUCAUAUCAGUAAUAAACGAAAACAAAUGUUUUUAUUGAAACAACUUAAUUAAAACAAAUGUUUUCAGACAAA